Messenger RNA from Alnus glutinosa, 1055 nucleotides. RefSeq names its product auxin-responsive protein IAA33. Gene Ontology annotation, molecular function: protein binding. Bases 256 to 741 code for a protein of 161 amino acids. The record is from RefSeq and is a predicted model, not a curated record. NCBI's taxonomy places the organism in Eukaryota, Viridiplantae, Streptophyta, Magnoliopsida, Fagales, Betulaceae. Gene Ontology annotation, cellular component: nucleus. The transcript has 2 exons. Gene Ontology annotation, biological process: regulation of DNA-templated transcription.
CUCCUCAUCUCUUUCACUCAUUUGUAUUUUGUAUGCUUGUCGGUGCACCGAGUUUAACCAUAUUCUCACUCACACGCACGCAUGCACUCUGAUCCACCAAAUUUCUGCAUGAAUUCCUUUUCUCUCUAACUUAAAACCCACUGAAGACCAAACCCUUUUAAGCUUCUAGCUAUAUAUAGCUCCUCCCCAGAAAAUAUUUGCCAUCCAAUAUAUAUAUAGAGAGAGAGAGACAGAGAGAGGGAAAAAGCAAGAAAAAUGAGUAGUUUUGAUUCUCAGAGACAAGACUCUUUGAAAAGGAGAUGGGCGCAAGAAAGGAGAAUUGUCGGUGGUGCAGCUCCAACUUCUUCCCGACCACCUUUCGAGGGAAACCCUAAAAACAAUCUUCAGGGGUUCCCUGAGCUAGAUGAUGAUCUGGUUUCCACGGUGGUUCCACCGGUGACAAUCGUGCUGGAAGGCCGUUCGAUCUGCCAGCGCAUCAGCCUUCAUAAGCAUGGAAGCUACCAUAGCCUAGCAAAGGCCCUGAGACAGAUGUUUGUGGACGGCGGCGACACUGGAUUCACUUCGGAGAAUGAUCUUGACCUCUCUAAUGCUGUUCCCGGUCAUCUCAUUGCUUAUGAAGACAUCGAAAAUGAUCUUCUUCUCGCCAGCGACCUUAAUUGGAAAGAUUUUGUGCGCGUGGCAAAGAGAAUUCGGAUACUGCCAAUAAAGUCAAAUGCAAGGAAGGAAAGAGGAGGGAUAUAGCUUGCCGCCUUGCUUGUAUUAUGCAUUAGCUAGGUUGGCUUAUUAUGCAUUCUUUCAAAGGUUUAGAUUUAAUUUUUUUUUAAAAAAAAUUAAAUUUAAAUCGUUGAAAAGACGUACACUGCUCUUAAGCCGAAUUCAUGUGUAUUGCAGGUGGCCGGUGUUGGGAAGGAUCGAGGUGAAGGAAGUUACAUAGAUAAAAAACCAAAUGGGAACAUUUUAUGUAACUUGUAGUCGUUGGAAGCAUAUGUGCUUUUUCUAAUGUAAAUUAAGCUCUUUAUUUCCUUAAAUGAAAAGAAGUAUUUAAUCUUCUAUGA